AUGCCCGCCCACAAGUCGUUUAUGAUCAAGAAAAAGCUAGCCCGCAAGGCUCGGCAAAACCGCCAGGUUCCCAACUGGUUCCGGAUGAAGGUUGACACCAAGAUCCGCUACAACAACAAGCGCCGCCACUGGCGUCGUACGAAGCUUGGCUUCUAA
Chondrus crispus (carragheen) is the source of this 156-nucleotide messenger RNA. Its product is annotated as 60S ribosomal protein L39. Gene Ontology annotation, molecular function: structural constituent of ribosome. The record is from RefSeq and is a predicted model, not a curated record. The transcript has 2 exons. Gene Ontology annotation, biological process: translation. Bases 1 to 156 code for a protein of 51 amino acids. Lineage: Eukaryota; Rhodophyta; Florideophyceae; Gigartinales; Gigartinaceae. Gene Ontology annotation, cellular component: cytosolic large ribosomal subunit; ribosome.